AAUAACUUCUCUUAUGGCCCUUCAAGGUCAUGCGUCUUCCUCUUCCUUUUAUCCGUUUAUUCAUUGGUGGAAAUAUGAUGUAUUCUUGAGUUUUAGAGGCAAAGAUACUCGUCAAGGUUUCACAACCCAUCUUCAUGAAGCUCUGGACCGGAAGAAAAUAAAUACUUACAUUGAUGACAAGCUUCCAAGAGGGGAUGAAAUCUCACAAGAACUUCUCAAAGCUAUUGAAAGCUCAAGGAUUUCAAUUGUCGUGCUCUCAAAAAACUAUGCAUCAUCCACGUGGUGCUUGAAUGAGUUGAUAAAGAUCCUUGAGUGUAAAAAUGCAAAGCAGCAAAAAGUUCUACCAGUGUUUUACGAUGUAAAUCCAACAGAGGUACGACAUCAUGGAGAGAGUUUUGGAAAAGCAUUGGUUAAACUUAAGAAAAGGCUCAAGGAUGAGACGAAGGUGCAAAGGUGGAAAGCAGCCCUUACAGAAUUGGCCAGUUUGUCUGGGUUCACUUUAGGAAAUAGGAAUGAACCAGAAGUUAUUCAAGAGAUUGUUCGAGAGGUUUCAAGAUUAGUAAAGCGUAAAUAUUUAAAUGACAUUGUCAAGCAUCCAGUCGGAAUGGAAUCUAGAGUAAAAGACAUCCAUAAUAAGCUUCUAAGUGUGGGAGUGAAUGAGAUACGCAUGCUAGGAAUCUAUGGAAUUGGAGGAGUUGGUAAGACAAAUUUGGCUAAAGAAAUCUACAACUCAUUUAUUGACCAAUUUGAAGAUUGUUGCUUUCUUGCAAACGUGAGAGAAAUUUCAAAGCAUGACUAUGGUUUAAUUCGAUUGCAACAGACACUUCUUUGUGAGAUCCUAGGAGACUCAAGUUUGAAUGUUGCAAAUAUUGAUGAGGGAAUUGGUCUCAUAAAAGAGAUGCUUUGGGCUAAAAGGGUUCUUUUAGUUCUUGAUGAUUUGGAUAAGUCGGUCAAAGUUGAAACCUUACUUGGAGGAUGUGAUUGGUUUGGUUUAGGAAGCAUAAUCAUUAUAACGACAAGAGAUGAGCAUUUAUUAACUAUUUAUAAUGUUCAUUUACGAUAUAAGGUGAAGGAAUUAGAUCAUGAUGAAGCUCUUCGGUUAUUUUGUUGGAAUGCCUUCAAAAAUGAAAAGCCUAACCAUGAUUUUGUAGAACUCACAAAAGAUGUAUUGCAUUAUGCUGGGGGCCUUCCAUUGGCAUUAACGGUGCUAGGCUCGGAUCUAUAUGGUAGAGAUAUUCAUUAUUGGAGAAGUGCUUUAAAAAAGUACAAAACAAUUCCUCAUAAUGAUAUUCAUGAAAAGCUUAGAUUAAGUUAUGAUGGCUUGGAAGAAAGCCAGAAGAGUAUUUUCCUGGACAUUGCAUGUUUCUUUAUAGGAGAGGAAGAAGAAUAUGUUACUAAAGUACUUGAUGGUUGUGGUUUCUUUCCCAACUGUGAUAUCAAAGUACUAAUGGAUAAGUCUCUCAUAACCAUUGAGUAUGGCAAAUUAAUCAUGCAUGACUUACUCAAAGAUAUGGGUAGAGAAAUUGUUCGUCGAGAAUCACCCAAUGAACCCGAGAAACGCAGUAGGCUGUGGUUUCAUGAAGAUGUUCGUCGUGUAUUAGAAGAAACUAAGGGAACAAACAAGAUCCAAGGAAUAUUGAUAGAAUUGCCAGAACAAGACUCGAUAGAUUUGAUUCCUGGAGCUUUCACAGAGAUGACGAGUCUAAAGAUAUUUAUAAAUCGUAAUGCACGUUUUUCAAGAGGGCCUAAUUAUCUCUCAAACGAGUUAAGAGUACUUGAUUGUCGUGGCUAUCCAAAUCAUUGUUUCCCGCUAAACUUUAAUGGAAAGAAACUCGUCAUUUUAAGAAUGGAUGAAAGCUUGAUCAAAGAAUUGGGAGAUGGAUUGAAGAAUUUUCGGAAUUUGCAAACUAUGAAAUUCUCUAAAUGUGAAUUUCUAACAAAAAUUCCUGAUGUCUCGGGGCUCGAGACUUUAGAGAGAUUGGAAAUUAAGUAUUGCAAUAACUUAGUUGAGUUACAUAAAUCUAUUGGCUUCCUUGAUAAACUCGUCGAAUUGGAAAUUGAAAAUUGCGAGAGCCUUACCAGUUUCCCAAGAUCCCUCAAGUUGAGAUCUCUAAAAGAGCUUAUUCUUCGUUAUUGCGGAAGGCUGCAGAAGUUUCCUGAAAUUGAUCAGAGGGAAAUGAAAUGUUUAACAUGGGUUCAACUAGAACACAUGACUGCUAUCAAAGAAUUGCCUUCAUCUAUUUGGGAUCUCACUGGACUUAGACAAUUAAAAAUAAGCAGUUGCUACGAAGUAAGGCAUCUCCCUAUUAGGAGCCAACUUCUAACUGCAGCCUGCUAUUCCGCAUUGGGAUAUUUAGAUAUAUCGGGAAGCAAUAUCGUUAUCCUUCCUGAGUGGAUCAAAGGAUUUGUUCGAUUAUCGGUACUUGGGUUGCAUAAUUGUGUGCAGCUUAAAGAAAUCUUAGAACUUCCUCCAAAUAUAGAAGAGGUAUGCGCUAGUGGAUGCAUCUCGUUGGAGAGUUUUGUUGAAGUAUCAAAUAAGUUUGAAUUCAAUACAAGCAGCUGUCAUAAGCUACGUUCGAUUGACUUGAAUGGAUGCCAUAAAAUGGUUGUAAAUCCUCUAAGGUUUGAGGAAAAUGUAGAGGACCAGGAAGAAUGUCGACUUAUAUUUCCGGGAAAUAAGAUUCCAGAUUGGGACUACCAUUUCAAGCUGGAGAUUCCAAAUAAUUAUGUAAAUGAUUGGGUAAAUGUUGAUUUGGUGUAUUCGGAUGAGAUUAAAGGAAUCAUUGCAUGUGUUGUAGUUCAGUCCGAUCCCUCCCAAAGGUCUUCUCGCAUUGAUAUGCGUUGCGAUAUCUACUAUAAUGGUGUAUUUCAGUAUUCCACGUUUGGAAAAUGUAUUGAUCUAAUUGGUGGCUCAGAUAUUGUAGUCUUGCAUUACCACAAACUAGAUGGAGAGCAUUUCAAACCAGUGGAGGGAAUUCUGCAACUUAAGUGUUAUAGCUCCAGCGGUAGAGACCUAGUUAGAAGUAUAGGAAUCCGUGUGGUAUGCAAGCAGAAGGAGAUCAAUACAUUGCAAGUUGCAAGUUCGAAUCCCGGUCUUAACGUCCAGCAAUCUACGAGACCGCGUGAUAAUGAUGACGAUGAUUCAGAGAAUGAUAGGCACGAUGAGAAUAUUCCAAAUGAAGAUUUGGAACUUGGGGUCCAUUUGGUAGAGAAGCAUGAAGAGAAGGCCGCAAGAGAUCGUGAAGACGUUGGUGCCCAUGAUUUUGAUGGAUUCAGUGAAGAAAUUGAAGGUUGGGUAGCAGUAACGGAUGGUAAGAGGCGUCGUGAUGAAGAUGAUUGUAACGGCCUGGAAUUCAAUUGGUAUCCUCAUCAAAAGAGGCAGUAUUCUUCAACUAUGGGUAUCAGAAUGACAAAAUUAGAGAAUGACGACGAGAAUUCAAAGGAAAAUUUGGAUUUAGAGCUUAAGCUUGGGUUGUAAUUAAAAGCGUCCCUUUCCUUCAUGCAAGCUCAUGCACUCUGGAGAAGCUACAAAACUGAUGAUUUUCUAGAACUGCCGUCUCUCUUUAUAAUUCAGGCUUUAUGCCUCCUUUUGUGCCUAGCUCUUUUAUUUUUAUUUUUUAUUUUGAUUUUCACUUGAUUUAUGCUUUUGAAAAAAUUUGUGUAAUAUAAUAAUUCAUAUUAUUUUUGUUUUUCUGUUUCAUCAAUCAAUAUUUAGGUUAUCACAUUUCUUAAAAAUAUUUAAUGACCGUUGAUUCAAGUGAUGUACAGUUAGUGUAAAAUCAAUCAUGCAUGCAUGGGGCUAUCAAAGGUUGGCGGCGACUGGCAGAAUCGCCUAUCUCAUUUUUUCUUUUUUGUCAUUUGUAGAUACACUGAUCUCAACUUAUGUGGAUUUUUUUUCUUUUUUUGAUGUAUUGAUUUGAUGAACCCGAUCUAGUAUCGAUUGGGAUUUGAUUAGCCUCUACGAUCUGUCUUUUAAUUAAGUUUUUGAGGAGUACUUCGUUUAAUAUGCAUAUAUUUUAGGGUAGUUUGCUCAUAGAAAUGGGUAAAGAUAAAAAAUUGAUUUAUUAAGUAUUAUGGUCUAUGUCAUGUAUAUUAUAUGAGAAUCCUUCCCUUAGAUAUGAGCUUGCAUUUGGCGUGAUUAGUGAGUGAAGGUGUUUCUUGGAUCCAAAAAUGAAAAAAACAAUUAUUAAAUUUAAAUUGAAAUUUGUGUUUCCUUUUAGUUUUAGUGGAGAUUUCCCAUUUUUUCCCCCAUAUCUCCUAUUUUCCAAUCCAUAUUUGAAUUCCUGGUUCUUAUAUUUUAACACUUUUCUAGAUUCAA
Messenger RNA from Juglans regia (Persian walnut), 4318 nucleotides. Its product is annotated as disease resistance protein RUN1-like. Bases 14 to 3478 code for a protein of 1154 amino acids. The record is from RefSeq and is a predicted model, not a curated record. Gene Ontology annotation, biological process: signal transduction; defense response. Gene Ontology annotation, molecular function: ADP binding. The transcript is spliced from 6 exons. NCBI's taxonomy places the organism in Eukaryota, Viridiplantae, Streptophyta, Magnoliopsida, Fagales, Juglandaceae.